Molecule: messenger RNA, 3445 nt
Organism: Oncorhynchus kisutch (coho salmon)
Lineage: Eukaryota; Metazoa; Chordata; Actinopteri; Salmoniformes; Salmonidae
Product: NLR family CARD domain-containing protein 3-like
Exons: 7
Coding region: 71-3091 (1006 amino acids)
Molecular function (GO): protein binding
Source: RefSeq, a predicted model, not a curated record
ACUUGAGGAUUAAACUAUUGCAGUCUGGGAAAUAUUGUAUGGCUUCAGGAUCAACUUGAGGAUUAAACUAAUGCAGUCUGGGAAAUAUUGUAUUUUCCCCAUAUUGAAGAAAAUCUCUCUGCCAGAGGAUCAGUCCAGGUGUGCAGUGUGUCAGCAGGUGCAGAGGGAUCCAGUCUCUAUCUCCUGUGGAUACAGGUUCUGCAGACAGUGCAUCACCAGAUACUGGGAGAAACCUGCUCCUUCAGGAGACGAUGACUGUCCUCAGUGUAGAAAGAAAUCCAGAACACGUCCUGUACUACGGCACCUGAGUGAACCCAAUGAUGCCAGAGGCUCUAAAAAUAUGGACGACAACCUGCAGAGAGCCAUAGUAAACCACAAAGACAGUCUGAAAAGGAGGUAUGAAUGUGUGGUAGGCAUUGAAAAAGCAGGGAUUCAAAGUCCCCUGAACAGGAUUUACACAGAGCUCUACAUCACAGAGGGAAAGCGUGAAGGGUUUAACAAUGAACAUGAGGUGUGGCAGCUAGAGACAGCAUCCAGGACACCAACCUCACUUGACACAGCAAUCCACUGCAAUGACAUUUUUAAACCAUUACCUGGCCAAGAGAGAAGCAUCAGAACUGUGCUGACGAAGGGUAUCGCUGGCAUCGGAAAAACAGUCUCUGUGCAGAAGUUCAUCCUAGACUGGGCUGAAGGGAAGGCAAACCAAGAUGUGGAUGUCAUAUUUCUGCUUCCUUUUCGGGAGCUGAACUUGAUUAAAGAUCAGCAGUACAGUCUGCUUGGACUUCUAAAUUAUUUCCACACAGAACUAGACAUAGGCAAUGCAAAGAAACUCACUGCCUGUAAAUCUAUGUUCAUCUUGGAUGGUUUGGAUCAGAGCAGAUUUCCAUUGGAUUUCCAGCACAAUGAAAAGGUGUCUGAUGUCACACAGACAUCGUCUGUCGAUGUUCUGCUGACAAACCUCAUCAAGGGGAAUCUGCUUCCCUCUGCUCUCCUUUGGAUAACCUCCCGACGAGCAGCAACCAAUCAGAUCCCCCCUGAGUAUGUUGACCAGGUAACAGAGGUACGAGGGUUCAAUGACCCACAGAAGGAGGAGUACUUCAGGAAGAGAUUCAGUGAUGAGGACCUGGCCAGCAGAAUCAUCUCACACAUAAAAACAUCAAGGAGCCUCCACAUCAUGUGCCACAUUCCAGUCUUCUGUUGGAUUUCUGCAACAGUCCUUGAACACAUGUUGAGUACAGACAAGAGCAGAGAGAUGCCCACGACUCUGACUGAGAUGUCCAUACACUUCCUGCUCAUUCAGACCAGCCUGAAGAACCAGAAGUAUCAUGGAAGAGAUGAGAUGGAUCAAGAGGAGCUCAUGGAAUCAGAUAAGGACAUUCUUCUGAAGCUGGGGAAGCUGGCGUUUGAACAUCUGGAGAAGGGUAAUCUGAUGUUCUAUGAAGAAGACCUGAAAGAGUGUGGCAUUGAUGUCAAAGAAGCCUCAGUGUACUCAGGAUUGUGCACACAAAUCUUUAAAGAAGAGUCUGUGUUCUUUCAGAGAGUGGUGUACUGCUUUGAUCAUCUGAGCAUUCAGGAGUUUCUCUCAGCUGUCUACAUAUACCAUUGUUACACAACCAAGAAAAUGGAUGCACUGAAGCCCUUCCUCAAGAGAAAGUCUAGAGGUGCAUCUGAAGAGCUAACCUUGGAUGAGCUGCUGAAGAGUACCGUGGAUAAAGCCUUGGAGAGUAAGAAUGGACACCUGGACCUUUUUGUCUGCUUCCUUCAUGGCAUGUCACUGGCAGCCAAUCAGAAACUCCUACGAGGUCUGGUGACACAGACAGAAAGCAGUCCAGAGAGCGUCGAGAGAACGAUCCGAUCCCUUAAGGUGAUGCAGAAGAACAUGUCCCCUGAGAGGUGGAUUAAUCUCUUCCACUGUCUGAUAGAGAUGAAAGACCAGUCAGACCAGGAGGAAAUCCAAGCAUACUGGAGGUCAGAGAACACAUCCAAAAUCCUCACACUUGCUCACUGUUCAGCACUGGCCUACAUGCUGCAGAUAUCAGAGGUGGUUCUGGAUGUGUUUGACCUGAAGGUAUACAAGACGUCAGAGGAGGGUCGUAGGAGACUGCUCCCAGCUGUGAGGCGCUGCAGGAAAGCUCUACUCACUGACUGUCACUUCUCAGACACGUUAUGUGAAGUGUUGGCUUCAGUUCUCAGCUCAAACUCCUCACAUCUGGUAGAGCUGGAUCUGAAUGAAUGUUAUGGCCUGACGGAUUCAGGAGUGAAACUGCUCUCUGCUGGACUGGGAAAUCCACAAUGUAAACUGGAGACUCUGAGCUUGUCGCUCUGUGGAGUUGAAGAGGAAGGCUGUGCAUCUCUGGUCUCAGCUCUGAGGUCAAACCCCUCACACCUGAGAGAGCUGGACCUGAGUAACAAUCGCUCAGGAGACUCAGGAGUCAGACUGCUCUCUGCUGGACUGGAGGAUCCACACUGCAGACUGGAGAAACUCAAUGUGGAACCUGGUGGAGUGUACACAAUCAAACCUUGGCCUAGAAAAUAUGCCUGUGAUCUCACACUGGACCCAAACACAGUAAACAUAAAGCUCUCUCUGUCUGAGGACAACAGAAAGGUGACACGUAGCGAAGAGGCUCAGCCGUAUCCUGAUCACCCAGAGAGAUUUGUGGACUGUGAACAGGUGCUGUGUAGAGAGGGUCUGACUGGGCUCUGUUACUGGGAGGUAGAGAGGAGUGGGAUAGGGGCUGAUGUAGGAGUGACAUAUAGAGGAAUCAGCAGGAGAGAAGGGGGGGAUGAGGACUGUGUGAUUGGACAGAAUGACAAGUCCUGGAGUCUGAGCUGCUUUAACAACCGUUACACUGCCUGGCACAAUGAUAAUUACACUGACAUAGACGUCCCGUCCUCCAGCUCCCACAGACUAGGGGUGUAUCUGGACUGGCCAGCCGGCACUCUGUCCUUCUACAGAGUCUCCUCUGACUCACUGACCCACCUGUACACAUUCCACACCACAUUCACUGAGCCCCUUUAUCCAGGGUUUCAGCUUUGGGAUGACUCCUCUUCAAUGUCCCUGUGUCAGGUGGUCCCUGUGCCAAACACUUGAUGUUUGACUCUAAUCCUGGUUAUGUUCAGUAAGACACACUGGAACAAAUAUUGAUAUGAACUCUCUAGUCAUGAGUUAACAGAUGAUUAUUAUAUCUAAAUAUUCAUGAUUAUGCACCACUGAAGUUGAUAGACAUUGUAAAAUACCAAUGAAUAGAAUGUAUCACCACUGUGGUUAAAACGUCUCAUUUAGACAUCAUUGAUCGCGCUGUUAUUGCUUUUUAUGUUGGUAAAUAUUCCUGUCUGUAAAAUGGUUGACUAAACAAUCCUGCUUCUGUAUAAACAUAAAUUCCACUGAAUGAAAUGUACAGGUCACAGAUUUGACUAAUAAAGGUUAAUCAACCAGAUGAAAGAA